Impatiens glandulifera is the source of this 537-nucleotide messenger RNA. RefSeq names its product BON1-associated protein 2-like. Lineage: Eukaryota; Viridiplantae; Streptophyta; Magnoliopsida; Ericales; Balsaminaceae. Gene Ontology annotation, biological process: defense response. Bases 1 to 537 code for a protein of 178 amino acids. The record is from RefSeq and is a predicted model, not a curated record. The transcript has a single exon.
AUGGGUUCACGGGCAUUGGAAAUUACAAUAAUAUCGGGGGAAGGGCUACGGCUUAGUCGAAGCAAGAGGGUAGAAAAGAAUGCAUUUGUAACCGUCAGCGCAGACCAAACACAAAUUUUGGCAUCGACUAGAAUGGACGUUGAUGGCGGUAGUUAUCCAACAUGGAACGAUAAAAUAUUUGUGGACAUCCCAAUUCAAUCGAGGUUCCUGAUAGUUGAGGUUCAAUGUAAGAGUAAAUACAACGGAGACCGUGUUGUGGGAGGAGUUAGGAUUCCUGUUAAGGAUUUUGUCGGAGGAUUCACGCCGACAAAUUAUUUGAAUUUUUUGAGUUAUAGACUUAGAGAUCGGAAAGGAGAGAAAAAUGGAAUCAUUAAUAUUUCAAUUAAGGUUAACUCGACUAAGGGUGAUCAUGUCGACGGAUUUAAUUACUCGCAACCGUGGUUAACAGCUUCUUAUAACAACCAAAUUGCGGCUACAACAAUAGUGGGAAAUAAGGAUUCCAAUAAUGGAAUUGUCACGGGCUUUCCUGUUUGGUGA